AGGGGGAAAGAGGGGAAAAGUGGGCGCGGGGGGGCUGCGCCUACGCAUUGCCCACCGCACCUUGCCGCCCGCCGACCGCCAGUCAGCAACUGUGACUCGUGUUGGCUGAACCAUCUGUAGGGCCAUCUUCUUUUUCUUUUCGUAGGACACCCAAAUCCACACAAACACAAUGGCGGAUGAUGAAAAAAAGCGUCUCGAUGAGGCGAAGAAGGCCAAACAGGCCGAGAUUGACCGCAAGCGCGCCGAGGUGCGCAAGCGGAUGGAGGAAGCCUCCAAGGCCAAAAAGGCGAAGAAAGGUUUCAUGACACCAGAGAGAAAGAAGAAACUUAGGUUGCUCCUCCGUAAAAAAGCCGCUGAGGAAUUGAAGAAGGAACAGGAACGCAAAGCAGCCGAAAGAAGGCGCAUCAUUGAAGAGAGGUGCGGCAAACCCAAGAACGUUGACGAUGCAAACGAAGAUACAGUUGCAAGGAUUUGCAAAGAGUACCACACCCGCAUCGGCAACCUCGAAGACCAAAAGUUCGAUUUGGAAUACAUCGUUAAAAGGAAAGACAUGGAGAUCUCCGACCUGAACUCUCAAGUCAAUGACCUCAGAGGCAAAUUCGUCAAACCAACACUCAAGAAGGUGUCCAAAUAUGAAAACAAAUUCGCCAAGCUCCAGAAGAAGGCUGCUGAAUUCAACUUCCGUAAUCAAUUGAAGGUUGUCAAAAAGAAGGAAUUCACCCUUGAAGAAGAAGACAAAGAGGCCAAGAAAGCAGAGAAAGCUGAUUGGGCUAUCGGCAAGAAGUGAAUUUGCUUUACAUAUGAAUUAUAUUCAGAAAACUAUUUCCAUCGCAUCAACUUUAUGACGAUUUAAUUAUUCUAAUUUAUCAUUUAAUUUUUUAAUAAAAAUAUUUGUUUUUUAUUGGUUAAUUGUUUAAAAUUUCCUAUGAAUGUCAAAUCUGACAAAAAAGAGGUGAGAAAUGUUUGAAGCGCGAGCGUACAUUAUGCUUCUCCCCUGCGUAUAUUAUGUGAAUAUUGUGUUCAACAUAACAUAUUUUGUUUUAUGAAAAUCCUACUAGAGCUUCAGCUGAAACUUAAAAAUAAAACAUGUUCUAUACGGCUUCGCAAAUCUUGAGUUGUUAGGUUUAAAUUCAAGUUUUAAUUUUUCUGUGCUAAUAUAGACACCUUUCUUGACUAACAAUUCAUUUUACCCAUCACCUAAGAUUAAUUAAAUUCCAGGUUCUACUUUUAGCGUUUUGUUUCUUUGAAAGCAAUAUAAUCUAAAUAUUGCAAUCCAGGUCUAUGAAUGGUUUCAAUAAUUACAAUAUUUACAGGGUGGUGCUGGCGCUAAG
Messenger RNA from Maniola jurtina (meadow brown), 1331 nucleotides. RefSeq names its product troponin I (gene wupA). Gene Ontology annotation, biological process: muscle contraction. NCBI's taxonomy places the organism in Eukaryota, Metazoa, Arthropoda, Insecta, Lepidoptera, Nymphalidae. The record is from RefSeq and is a predicted model, not a curated record. Gene Ontology annotation, cellular component: troponin complex. The transcript is spliced from 9 exons. Bases 170 to 787 code for a protein of 205 amino acids.